UUGACGGCAGAUUCGAGUCGGAAUGUAAACAGUGAAGCACACCAUCAAAAUGUCCAGCAGCAAGAUGCUUUGUCGCUAAUCGGUGAAAACACGACUUCCAUUAACACAGACAAAAGCCAGACGUGGUCAUAAGUAGAUGAACAGCAGCCAUGAAACUGUACCACGCGCUCUGCAAUGUCGGCAAGUUCAGGACUGUUUUUGACUUUGGUGGACGGGAUGUGGCUCACUGGUUCCCCGGACACAUGGCUAAAGGACUCAAGCAGAUGAGAGCCAGCCUCAAGAGUGUCGACUGCAUCAUAGAAAUCCAUGAUGCCAGAAUCCCCUUCUCUGGAAGAAACCCUGCGUUUCAGGAGACGCUCGAUGUCAGACCCCACCUGCUAAUUCUAAACAAGAUGGACCUUGCCGAUCUGUCCAACCAGCAGAGAAUCCUGAAGAAGCUCGAAAAAAAGGGGGUGACGAAUGUUCUCUUCACAGACUGUUUGAAACAGAGAGAUGACAACAUCAAAAAGUUGGUGCCGAUGGUGGUGGAAAUCAUUGAGAGCAAACCACGCUUUAACAGAGAUGAGAAUACAAAUUAUUGCCUGAUGGUGAUUGGAGUGCCCAAUGUAGGGAAGUCAUCUCUUAUUAACUCCCUGAGAAGAACAAACCUGAAAAAAGGUCGUGCAUCUCGAGUAGGUGGGGAGCCAGGUAUAACUAAAGCGGUCCUGACUAGAAUUCAGGUGUGUCAACGACCUGUAAUGCACCUGUUGGACACACCGGGAGUCUUGCCUCCUAAGAUUGAGAGUGUUGAAACGGGCAUGAAGCUGGCUUUAUGUGGAACUAUUCUGGACCAUUUAGUGGGUGAAGACAUUAUCGCUGACUACUUACUCUAUUCUUUGAACAGGCUUGGGAUGUUCAGGUAUGAUUUACUGAACUUUCAUAUGGUCAGUGUGUAAAAUUACACAUAUGAUAAUAUUGUGUAAAUAAUGUAGUGCUUCUGAAAUUAUUUUAUACAUAUACAAUUAGGGUUACAGACUCUCCACCUCCCUUCCUUUCUUAUUUUAAGUGUCAUUUAUUUGCCAAAAAAGAGACAAACUGCGCAAUAAACAAAGAUUAAUUUGAUUGAUAGCAAUAUUCAAUCUUAUUUUAAUUUCUAUAGAUGUCACGAUGAUAGUUGUGUAGAGAAAAUCUGAUAUUGUGACAGCCCUACU
This is a messenger RNA of Anarrhichthys ocellatus (wolf-eel), 1190 nucleotides long. RefSeq names its product mitochondrial ribosome-associated GTPase 1 (gene mtg1). Gene Ontology annotation, biological process: mitochondrial translation. Gene Ontology annotation, cellular component: mitochondrion. Gene Ontology annotation, molecular function: GTP binding; GTPase activity. The transcript is spliced from 9 exons. NCBI's taxonomy places the organism in Eukaryota, Metazoa, Chordata, Actinopteri, Perciformes, Anarhichadidae. The record is from RefSeq and is a predicted model, not a curated record. The coding region runs from base 150 to 935 and encodes 261 amino acids.